Messenger RNA from Manis javanica (Malayan pangolin), 2430 nucleotides. It is a transcript of the gene ARL14, whose product is annotated as ARF like GTPase 14. The record is from RefSeq and is a predicted model, not a curated record. Lineage: Eukaryota; Metazoa; Chordata; Mammalia; Pholidota; Manidae. Gene Ontology annotation, molecular function: GTP binding; GTPase activity.
GCCUUCUUAUUUUGCCCUUGGUCAUUCAUUAUAUUGAGGGCAUAUUAUAUAUGAAGUAUGGAAACCUCUGUGCACAGAAAAGCUGACUGGAACUCUGUGUACAUGAGCAAUGUUUGCCAACUGCCAGGCUGGCUAUAGGUUAAUUAAAUGUUCAGUUAGGCAUUAUGAUGUGGAAACUCCCCACUGUCAAACAUGAACAGUCUGUUUUCUGACAUAAAUUUCUUUAGAAAACAUUUUCUUUGGCCUAAGGAAUAACAUCUCAUUGAUAGUCACCCAGCAGAGGUUGGGGGAGAGAGGGAGCAAGGGAGAGUAGGGGAGAGAGAGAGGGAGAGAGGGAGUGUGUGUGUGUAUGUUUAUUCCCAGACUUCUAGUUCACCCUUCUGUUUGUAGUCCCUCACUUCACCCCUUCCUUCUGUAUCCUGUGCAUCACCAUUCCAAGCCUCAGCUUCAUUCUGCUGCCUCAGUCACCACUCAUCUUCCAUCUAUAUUUCACCUUCCAGAAUUCUGUUGAAAUCUCUCACCCUCUGAUGGACACCCUGCUCUUGUUAUGGGUUUAUAUGUUGUUUUUAUUCCUUUACCACCAUUUUGGUGGGGUCUUGAGAAGGAGAGGAGAUAAAUACAUGUAUUCAAUCUGUUAUCUUUAAUCAGACUGAUCAAUUUUAAGUAUUUGUGUUAUGAGCUCCCUCGUACUCCUGUAAAUUUGGUCUUGUGAAUAGUGUGAAUUUUCUGCCCAGAAGAUUAAAGAAAUGACUAUAUGAUUACAGGAAUAAGGUUGAGAUAACCUUGGGUGCUUUAAAGUUCCCCACUGAGUAAUCUGGACAAGAGGAAAGUACUAAAGAUACUGCUGAGGGCCGUAUGAGAUAAACUCUCUCUUCAUGACUUCAGAAAUCUGGUUACUUAUUCACAACUGGGAUAAGAUAAAUGGUCAAAUAACUAGAGAAGUUCCUCAAACCACUUGUAAAGUUAAGUUUUUAUUCUACUACCAUACCAUGCGCUCGUGCAGGUCUGCACCUUCUAUUACCUCUACAUUUCCAACAUCUGGAAGAGAACAAGCUGUGACAUCACCCGGGCAGGCCCCUCCCCAGUCCUACUCACACACAAAGAAUUUCCCCUUUGAUCUCCUAUUAACAUUGGCUGGUUACUCACAUCCCAGAUUUCUCUGGAUUGGCUGGGACUACAGAUAAAACAUUGUUGCCCAUAAUCAAGUUGAUAAGCUACCAUACGAAUGCACGCAAGUUCCUAUUUUAUUAAAAUAUAACAUGAAGCAUUUGCUCUCUUCUUUCCUCCCAACAUUUUCAUGCAAGACCCAGAGAGGAAACAUUAUCUCUGGCCAAAUAAAAGGUCUUUAAAGAAAAAAGAUAUAAAAUGGGUCUACUGAGUUCUAAAAACCCCAAAGCCAAGCAAGCCCGAAUUCUUCUUCUGGGUCUUGAUUCAGCUGGGAAGUCCACUCUCCUGUAUAGAUUAAAGCUCGCUAAGGAUUUUGUGACUGUCCCAACGAUAGGUUUCAACGUGGAGAUGAUCGAGGUGGAAAAGAGUCUUUGGAUCACGGUCUGGGAUGUUGGAGGCCAGGAAAAAAUGAGAGCUGUGUGGAGAUACUACUGUGAGAACACCGAUGGGCUGCUCUAUGUUGUGGACAGUACGGACAAACAGCGACUGGAAGACUCCAGGAGAGAGUUUGAACACAUUUUGAAGGAUGAGCACAUUAGAACUGUGCCUGUUGUUCUAUUAGCCAACAAACAAGAUGUGCCUGGAGCUCUGACUGCCGAGGACAUCACCAGAAUGUUCAAAGUGCAGAAGCUCUGCAGUGACCGGAACUGGUAUGUGCAGCCCUGUUGUGCCAUCACUGGGGACGGGCUGAUGGAGGGGCUCAGGAAACUCACUGGAUUUGUGAAAAGCUACAUGAAAUCAAGAGGAGCUGCUCUAGCAUUCUUCAAACAGAACUAAGGGCCAUGUGGUGAAAGAGACACUGAUGAAGCUGAAAGGGUAAUUUUUUUCCAUGCCAAGUAAGAAAAGCAAGUUGUUGAGCUGGCAAAUGUUUCCUCAGAUGUUAUUUUACCUGAAUUCAGUUAAACAACUUAGAAAAAUAUCUAGAAAAUAUUUUUGGCCAGGUACUUUAGCAAACUAUGUGUAAUGAUAAUCGAGAAUGAAAACUUUACCAGUUUGUGCAUGUCAGAUGAUUUAAAAUCAUCGUCUUUGGGACAAAAUAAAUUAUUGCUUUAUUAUUUUUAUAUCAGUACUAGAACAAAGUUUAAGUAAACUGCUAACAGAGUCAGGAUUGUUUCAUACUAUUUCUAGCUGUUACAGGUAUUGAAUUUCUACCAUGCUCCAAGGUAAUAGCUGGAUCAUAUACAAGAUGAAUUAUGGACAGGGAAAAGUUUGAUGUCAACAUUUCGUAAAUGCCUUAUCCCUAAAUAAAGUUUUUCUUCUGGA